Messenger RNA from Owenia fusiformis, 2951 nucleotides. Lineage: Eukaryota; Metazoa; Annelida; Polychaeta; Sabellida; Oweniidae. The record is from the annotation of a GenBank genome assembly.
ACUAUUGGUACGACUCCUACCCCAACUGAUAACCAAGAUGAGAAACUCCAACGCAUUGAAAGCGAAAAAGAGAAUCUCGUCCUACAAGUCUCCGUCCUCACAGAUCAAUGCGAAGCUGCUACAGAGAAAAUUUCGGAGCUUGAGAAACUUGCAGCUGAACGCCAGGAGAGACUUGCCAAGCAGGAAGUGGCCAUUGAACAGGAGGUCCUGGCCAAGACCAGUCUUGAGACACACAAACUUGACCUAAUGGCUGAGAAUUCUAACCUGAAGAUCAAACUUGCGGCGAGUGAGAGAGACAAAUCUGAUUUCCAAAAGGACUUUGAUGUCGCUCAGAGGCAGAUUAAUGAACUUCAAGGACGUAUAAAUGAAAGAGAGGCUGAGCUAAUGGACCUGAGGUUGCGUGUCGGCCGCAAUGGCACAAUCGCCAACAAACCAGCAGAAGAUGCUGAGGUUGACAAACUCAAACAAGCAGUUGAAUCACUGAUGACUGCAAACAAUGAAAAGGACCACCUGAUAGAAGAGUUGAGGAAGAAUCUCCGUAAAUACAGAAGAGUUGAAGAGCUUAUACAUGGCAAGAAAGACUCAUUCCCAGAUGAAGACACUAGUGACGGCCCAAGUCCCAAAACUUCUGUAUCAUCCAUGGAGGGAAUAAAAGCCUCCUCACAAAAGCAGCCCGAAGAGGUCCAUAGUCUGCCCAGACAUAUGCAGCUACCAAGUGCCACUAGUACCCCAGUAAACUCAUUCUCAGAGAGUCCUACUAGGACUUUGACAAAUGGCACAUCCUUCAAUGGUAAUGGGACAUACACAGGAAAUGGCAUGAUGACACCCCCUUCAACCAUCCAUGUCACCCCCUCUCAACAAAGAUCGCCAAAUGUGAUCCGCUCAAACAGCUGUGAAAAUGUGACUCCCGUGCCAAAUAAUGAGGGUAGUCCCCCAGGAGUGCGUAGAGGGGGACCCUACAGUACUCUACCCAGAGAUGUCCAGCUAGCCGUCCACGUCAACUCAAACACCAAUGGAAAGAACACCAACACAAAGCGAGGCUUUGGUAAAGGUUUCUUUAAGUCGCGAGGGCACACAUCUGCAAGCCCUGCAGCUACUAAGUGGAGUUGCUCAGCUCCCAACUUAGCUGAAACAGAAGUUGCUGAUUUUGAUGAUGGACAGUCUGACCCUGGUACAGCCCAACUACAAGUUCACCCCAAACCACAACAGACACAAGAGAUAAAGAAGAAGAAAGGACUGAAAAAAUUCUUCACAAAAAUAAGGCGGAGCAGCUCUCAGGAUCUUGAACAAGAAAUGGAGCAAAAUAGCGAAUUCAAACGUGGAGGUGUUAGGGCAACAGCGGGACCAAGACUUGGCUGGUCCAAAGACACAAAUAGAGGUGAUAUAGAUAUUCCCUUCGCCCGCUGGGACAAUGAUAAAGUUGCAUUAUGGGUACACCAAAUAGGACUCAGUAUGUACGUUGGUGAAGUUAAACGAUGGUGCCGAAAUGGAGAACAGUUAUUACGUGCAACUCCUCACGAUUUAGAAAAACAUUUAGACAUAAAAAAUUAUUUACAUCGGAAAAAGUUGCAGUUAGCAUUGCAAUCAAUAGGAUCUGAAUCGAACAAAGACAGUAUGAUUGGUACACUGGACCACCACUGGGUAACAAAAUGGUUAGAUGAUAUUGGCCUACCACAAUACAAGGACUAUUUUACAGAAAACAGGGUGGAUGGACGAAUGUUACACUACAUGACAGUAGAAGACCUUCUUGCCCUCCGUGUGACUAAUGCCCUUCACCACGUCAGCAUCAAAAGGGCAAUACAAGUGUUAAGGCUCAAUAAUUUCAACCCAGCUUGUUUAAAGCGACGCCCCAGUCCAGAUGAGAGCAACCUAGAAAAUAAGCCAUAUGAGGUUAUGUUGUGGACCAAUCACCGUGUGAUGGAGUGGCUAAGGAGCAUAGAUCUCUCAGAGUAUGCACCUAACAUGAGGGGAAGUGGAGUUCACGGGGCACUCAUGGUACUUGAGCCACGAUUCAGCAGUGAAAUCUUGGGAUCAAUUUUGUCAAUCCCAAAUUCAAAAACUUUACUGAGGCGCCAUCUGCAUACUCAUUUUGUGUCACUGAUAAGUAACGAUGUCCAGCAGAAGAAACGAGAGUGUGAGACUCAGCCAGGAUUCCUCCCAUUGGCUCCCAACUCAAAGGUCAAGGCUCCAAAGAAGCGUGGAAUAUUUAGCCACAAACGCAGCAAAUCACAAAGUGAGACUGACUUCGACGAUUAUCUCUGCCCAAUGAUUCAUGGGACUCUGAAUCGUGGGGGGCCAAUGACACAGCCCCCACAAUACCAGAUGGAAAUAAGAGGGACAGAUAUGGUGAUGACCCUACAUCAGAAACAGAAGGAUGAAAAAGUUGCGAAAGAAGUUGGUGCAUUUUCCCAUGAAAUGAACACAUUGACCAAUAUGCUGGCGAAGGAUCAAUUUUUCGAUGAUGUUCCCACUUCUAAUGUAUAGUUACGACCAGGCAUGACAUCUAUUGAAGGACUACAAUAUUAAAAAGACUUCCACAAAGUACUGUAGCUAUAAUGAAGCAUGGGAGAAGCAUCUGCUUCAUUGGAAAUGGAGUGUCUUCAUAGGGAACAAGUUUCAGCUUCACGGGUGACUUUGAUACUUCAUAUAAGCCUCGUAAAUUAGCAGUAUAUGAGGUAUGGACACCUCAGGUGUAGACAUACCAGUAAACAUUGCGAGUUUGGUUUCUACCAAGGCAAACAGUCAUAUUAGGAUAUUGAGGGUCUCAUCAAUUUUUAUGGAUGGACAGACCAAUGUUGUGUAUGAUAGACACACCAGAACAUCGAUGGACACAUCAGCAUGUGUCAUUCAACAUUGGUGUGUCUUCUUGAAUCACUGAGCAUCUUAUACAUUAGAGUUAGCGUAACCAGGCAGGUGUUGCAUUAGCGAUGGUACUUAAGACAAUGUCCAGU